UUGCCUACGAUAUAGCUAGAGAGAUAUGCCCCACUUAGUUUUACAACCCUCACCACUCAUACCAUUAUUCCAGCUCCAACGUAGGUGUAUAUAUAUUAGUAUACAUACACACAUAUAUCUCGAAUCCCAGUUCAGUAGUUUUAAUUAAUAUUAUGAUAAACUUGUACACUUGUUGUAUUUUUCUGUCAUCCUCCUUUGACUCCUCCUUACAAGUCAUCUCAUCUUCUUCGCUAAUUUCUGGCCUUACCUUGUUUGCUAUAUGCGUAGCUACCUCUAGCUAUCUGUUCAAGCAAUCUCCAUAUUCAUUGAACACACCAGAAAAUUCCAAACACUGGUACACAAAAUCCAAACUGCAAUAUUUGCUCAGAAACUCCAAAUCUUUCUCCUCCAAUCCCAACUUUCCAAAUAUCCCGGAAUCCAUUAGAGAAUCCCAGUCAAUAUUAUCACCUAUAUAUAUAUAUAUAAAGCUGUGAGGUAAUUUGCUCAUCAUCAACCCAAAAUUGGAUUGGUUUUCUUUUCUUCUUUGUUUUGCCAUUAAUGGACCACUUAAAAGAAUUUGAAGGGAAACUAGUCCACGAUAAGAUGACGGCGCCGGGUGGUGGUGGUGCUACUAGAAGAAGGCGAAUAUGGGUUCCAGGACCCAUCAUAGUCGGGGCAGGUCCUUCGGGUUUGGCGGCAGCGGCUUGUCUGAAAGAGAAAGGUAUCCCAAGCUUGAUCCUCGAGAGGGCAAAUUGCAUAGCAUCAUUAUGGCAGCUAAAAACGUACGACCGCCUCCGUCUUCAUCUUCCCAAACAAUUCUGUCAGCUUCCACUGAUGCCAUUCCCUUCCAAUUUUCCAACUUACCCUACUAAACAACAUUUCUUGGACUACCUCAAGGCUUAUGCCAACCACUUCGAUUUGAAACCCAUCUUUAACAUGAGGGUGGAGAGUGCUCGGUUCGACCACAGAGGCGGGCUUUGGCAAGUCAAGGGCUCCACCACCGCCACGGCACCCGGUUCUCAUCAUCAAAAGGAUUAUCACGAUGAUGGUCAUGCCGAGAUCAUCAUCGACGAGUAUGUAAGCCAAUGGCUUAUUGUGGCGACGGGAGAGAAUGCGGAGGAGACCCUGCCGGAGAUCGAAGGCAUACGUAGCUUUGGUGGCCCUGUAGUCCACACCAGCUCGUACAAGAGCGGUGAGCAGUUUAGCGGGAAAAAGGUUUUGGUGAUUGGAUGCGGCAACUCGGGGAUGGAGGUUUGCUUGGAUCUGUGUAACUAUAAUGCUCGUCCUUCGCUUGUGGUGCACGUAUUGCCGCAAGAGAUGUUAGGAAGUUCAACUUUUGGACUAUCCAUGUGGUUACUUAAGUGGUUACCAGUUUGCCUUGUGGAUCGAUUUUUACUUCUAAUGUCACGUUUGUUGCUUGGCGACACAUCCAAAUUGGGACUAACUAGACCAGAGGUCGGCCCUCUUCAGCUCAAGUCCAUUUCCGGCAAAACUCCCGUUUUAGAUGUUGGAACACUCGCUAAGAUCAAAACUGGGGAAAUUAAGGUUUGCAAGGUCAUAAAGCGAUUAUCACUACAUGCUGCUGAGUUUAUAGAUGGGAAAGUAGAGAAUUUCGAUGCCAUCAUUUUAGCAACAGGCUACAAAAGUAAUGUUAUGACUUGGCUGAAGGAGACGAAAAUGUUCAGUGAGAAAAAUGGAAUGCCUCGGAAAGGUAUCCCGAAUGGGUGGAAAGGGGAAUGCGGACUGUAUGCGGUGGGGUUUACUCAGCGUGGCCUGCUUGGGGCAUCAGCGGAUGCGACCAGAAUAGCACAAGACAUCUAUGAUCAGAGCUGCAAAGCUGAUGAUCACUCCGCUACGCAUAAUUCCGUGCCCUUUAAUUGCAACCCUAUUCUAUACUACUCUACUACUCAUGCCACACCACCGACACCGCCAACAUCAACUAGCUCUACCUAUAGCGCCAGCCAGCCAGCUACCAUAUCAGCUAUACAAUAAUUUAUAUAUAUUAUCAUUUUUUAAGGCAUAUAUAUUAAGGUAGUUUUGUGCACUUCAAAAAAGAAAAAGCACACCGUUUCAACCCUUUUAAGUUUUUGACUCCAAAAGUAUUUUUGGCCCAAUUUAUUUUAUGGUUUUUGUAUAUUAUAGUUAUUUAGAGCAGCAUGUAAUUUUUUUUGAAAAUUUUGAAUAAUUUAUAGUGUCGAAAACAAUGUUCAAAUAAGUUA
Humulus lupulus (European hop) is the source of this 2198-nucleotide messenger RNA. Its product is annotated as indole-3-pyruvate monooxygenase YUCCA2-like. Bases 538 to 1971 code for a protein of 477 amino acids. Gene Ontology annotation, biological process: auxin biosynthetic process. NCBI's taxonomy places the organism in Eukaryota, Viridiplantae, Streptophyta, Magnoliopsida, Rosales, Cannabaceae. The record is from RefSeq and is a predicted model, not a curated record. The transcript is spliced from 4 exons. Gene Ontology annotation, molecular function: N,N-dimethylaniline monooxygenase activity; flavin adenine dinucleotide binding; NADP binding.